Esox lucius (northern pike) is the source of this 2332-nucleotide messenger RNA. It is a transcript of the gene tsnaxip1, whose product is annotated as translin-associated factor X interacting protein 1. The coding region runs from base 114 to 2114 and encodes 666 amino acids. Lineage: Eukaryota; Metazoa; Chordata; Actinopteri; Esociformes; Esocidae. Gene Ontology annotation, cellular component: cytoplasm. The transcript is spliced from 16 exons. The record is from RefSeq and is a predicted model, not a curated record.
AAGCGUUCAGCGGUGUCCGUGUGCCUGAGUAGAAGGGUUAGAUGUUAUUAAUGUAUAUAAUACCAAGCUAAGUAGCUAGCUAGCUUGUUUGCUUCAUCAUCAUCAUCAUCAUCAUGUCAACAGAAAACGAUAUGACAUUACCACCGUUAUCGUCAUUUGAACGACUUGAGUGCCAACUUGGGAACUCUGAAAAAAGAACCAGGCGGCAAGAGGCAUUUCUUGGAGGUGCUGGCUCAUGUAACGUUAGAGCAUCAUCAACCAGAAUUGGCUGUACCUCAGGCUACCUGUCUACCUGGCCUGCCCAUGUCACCUCUCAAGUUGUUCAGCGGGGGAGGAGACAUACUUCAGUUGGAGAGAUCAGGAACCAUGGAUGCGGUAAUGAGUUUGGUGGCCUCGUUGGGAAGCCACGAUUCCUGAAGCAGCUUGAAAGCUACCUGAAGAGGGAGCUUCAGACUCUUGACCCACAACAACCAAAAUUCCAGGAAUGGAAAUUGCAGGCUUAUCGGGAGGUCUUUGACUGUUUCAUUGACGACUUCAAAACUUACAAGCCUCUUCUGGCUGCCAUAAAAAAUGAAUAUGAAAUCACAUUAGCAUACUUACGGGAGCAGAUACGGGAGCUGGAGCCCCUCCAUGCUCGUCUGGCUCUGGUUUCAGAGCAAUGUGAGAAGAGGAUCCUGAGCCUGCAGGAAGAGGAGAGAGCAGAGAUCAGGGCCCUGAAGCAAGAGCGCCAACAUCUCCGAAAGGUUGUUGAAAACACGAGAGAGAUACAAAGUGCCUUGCAAGCCCAGGUGUGUUGUCUGCAGAAAGACCUGGCCUCGCAGUACCUGAUGUACAGAGAGGAACGUGAUGCUCGCAAGCUGCUCAUCUCCAACCUCACCAGCAUGAGCUAUGGGCCAGAUGAGGAACCAGAAAAAGAGCAAGACGAAGUGGAACUUGAGGACCCAGUGAAAGAGAAAUUGGCUCUCAAGGUGUGUAGAGAGGACCUGACUAAAGCCCAGUUGGAGCUGAAUCGCUUGCAUGCUGAGUAUGGAGAUGUUGUUCCCCGCCGUGACUUGGAGAUUUUGGACCGUAUCCACAAAGACAGCCUGCUCAAGAUGGAGACCUUGCAGAAAGACUUUGAUCAGAUGAAGGGUGAAUAUGACACACUUCUUGAGGUGCACAAGCAGGUCACAUCCCAGAGGGACAGCCUCCAAGGAGAACUGGAUGGUUUCAGAGAGGCCUACAGCCCCAGGCCUGAUUGGGAGCAGUGUGCAGAUAUGCUAAGAGGUAGUAAGCACUGGGCAGUGUUGUUCCAGGGCCAAUCCAGCCAGCAGCGUCUGGCGAUUCUGCUGGCUGAACUUGGAGGAAAGACCUCUGAGCUUUUCACUGGACUGGGUACUUCUGAUGAUGUGCCAAUAUACCUGCGGUAUGAGGGACAGUUUAAGAACCUAAGGUUAAAGAAGGCAGAUGUUGUAAGAAUCAUUAAGGAGGUCUGGAAGGAAAAGGUCAUUGAUAAUGAAAAGAGAGAUGAAUGCAGUGAUCUGUCUGAGUUUCUGCACAAACAUCUGGAGAGUCAACAUGGUGAAAAGGCUGGAGAGUGGGCUUAUAGCUUAAUAGAGGGCAUUCGACAAUACCAAAAGGAUGACUUUGUCAGCCAAUUCAAUGAUAUUCUUACAGGAAAAGUAGAUGAGAGUGUAUACCACAGUGAGACGCAUCUACUGUCUAAUUUGCUGAAGGUGUUGAUCCACAGUGACAGUACAGAGAGUGGCAUGCUCUGCAUUAAGGAUUUCAGAGACGCCUUGAAAACGGCCUUCCCUCUGAAAAAAGAGCAAGACAUCGAUGAGCUAGUUACCACAGCUCAAGCUGAGCUAAACAGUAACAGUGGGAGCCUCCCAUAUCAAAGACUAUACGCUGAGGAUGCAGAUGGAAAACACAGAGACUUUCUCAGUCUGGUAAAAAGGCAAGCCGUAACAGAGAGGGACAUGUACAUCAGCCAAUUGAGGACUGAGUUGGAUGGCCAAGUAGAGGUGACUGAGGCAGACCUAAGGGUUGCCUUCAAGAACACUGGACUGGAACCUAACUAUGGCUUUCCAGAUUCCAGUGGAGGAGCUAGAGCAGCACACAACAAAAGUUGACACAGAGCUGGCCCUGCAGCAUCACCUGGUAGCUGAUGUGAGCAGUAGUGUGAGCACAGCUGGCCCUCCACAGUAACUGGAUUAAUUUACUUUUGAAAAGGUGUAGCCUUCAGGCAUCUCCUCUGUAUUUUAUUUUAACUAACAUACUUGUAUUCUGUAAACCCAUAAUAUAUUUCCAAGGAAACCAGAUUGGACAUUAAAUAAAACACUUGAAAUUA